CUCACUCUCUCUCACUCUCUCUCUCUCAUGGCUUCCAAGCUCUCCUUCCACCCAUUCCAGGAUGUCUCAGUCUCAAUCAACAGAACCCUGAAAACUCCUCUCAGAAACCCACAACUUCUCCUCUUCCCAUCUCUCAAUUCGACUGUAUUUUGCUCCUCCAAGCUUUCAAAUUCAAAUACAGUCACGGUUGCAACUGCUGGAGGAAGAACAGCUCCUCAUGCAGUGAAGGAAGAAGAGAUUCAGGCAUCCACGGUCGAGACCCAAAUCGCAGAAUCCAUCCCUUCAUCUUCUAAGCUAGUCCUCGUUGUCGGUGGUACAGGUGGCGUUGGGCAGUUGGUUGUAGCAUCCUUAAUCAACCGAAAUAUCAAAUCAAGACUCUUACUAAGGGACCCUCAAAAAGCAGAAUCUCUAUUCGGCAAACAGGAUGAGAGCACACUAAAGGUCUGCCAAGGGGAUACAAGAAAUCCGAAUGAUCUGAAUCCUUCUAUAUUUGAGGGAGUGACACAUGUAAUUUGCUGCACUGGCACUACGGCUUUCCCUUCGAAGCGCUGGGAUGGAGAUAACACACCGGAAAGAGUAGAUUGGGAGGGCAUCCGGAAUCUUGUAUCUGCACUGCCUUGGACGUUGGAGAGAUUUGUUCUUGUUUCCUCAGUGGGUGUCACGAAAUACGAUGAAUUGCCAUGGAGCAUCAUGAAUCUCUUUGGUGUUCUCAAAUUUAAGAAGAUGGGGGAGGAUUUCGUUCGCAGCUCUGGCCUUCCAUACACCAUAAUAAGGGCUGGAAGAUUGACUGAUGGGCCAUACACUUCAUAUGAUCUAAAUACUCUGCUUCAAGCAACUGCAGGGGAACGUCGUGCAGUUGUUGUAGGACAAGGAGAUAAACUCGUGGGAGAGGUAAGCAGACUUGUUGUAGCCGAAGCUUGCUUACAGGCAUUGGACAUAGAAUUCACUCGGGGCCAAAUAUACGAAAUCAACUCAGUCAAGGGAGAAGGACCGGGAUGCGACCCUGAAAAAUGGAAAGACCUCUUCAAAGCGGCCCAAAUCCAAUAGUUGGAUGCAAUAUGGGUUUCUUCUCAUGGGGGUUAAGGGGCCUGACUUCGAACCCUUGUACCAAUACUGUAUGUUCUCAAACACAUUCCUACCUGCGAUUGUUGCCUGUAUCAUCUCUAAAAUGAGAUGUAUAUGUAAGAGAAUUAUUCAAAAACUCCAAAAUGCUUUGUUGCAUAUGGAAGAUAGUAAAUGCAGUUGAAAUAGAUGUAGUUUUCUUGAA
Messenger RNA from Magnolia sinica, 1267 nucleotides. RefSeq lists its product as uncharacterized. The transcript is spliced from 9 exons. Bases 28 to 1047 code for a protein of 339 amino acids. Lineage: Eukaryota; Viridiplantae; Streptophyta; Magnoliopsida; Magnoliales; Magnoliaceae. The record is from RefSeq and is a predicted model, not a curated record.